AUGGAGUAUACUGUGCAAAAUUUGGAGUACGCGGUAUCCAUAUUUUAUAAUGGUGAACCAGAAGAGCGGGCUAAGGCUCACACAUGGUUAACGAACGCUCAAAAGGUUCCUGAAGCUUGGAACUUUGUGUGGGAUCUCCUUCAGCCCACUAAGGGCACAGUAGUACAAUUUUAUGCAGCUACAACAUUACAUACAAAAAUCUUAAGAUGUUGGAAUGAACUACCUAAAGAAAGUUAUGAAGAACUCUUGAACAAACUAUUACAAUCAGUUAUGGCAUAUGCAAAUGGACCAAAGAUUGUCACUAACAGGCUAUGUAUAAGUUUGGCUGCCUUUAUCCUUCAACAAGAAACAAUGGAUCUAGCACCUAUCCUUAGUCCACUAACAUCACCACAAAACUCAUCAUUACUUCUUGAAGUUCUGACAGUAAUCCCAGAAGAAUUUAGCAGUAUGACAAUGGGUUCUAAGCGGCGUCUAGAAAAUUUAAAGACUUUAAAUAAAUCCUGUCCCAUGGUUGUAAAUGAUAUGCUCAAGAUUUUGGAAAAUGUGUAUAAUGACUGGAGUAGUGGGCCACCAAGUGAAGAAAUAGUAAACUCAUGGACGGUAGCCGCCACUUGCGUGGGAAGCUGGCUUAACGUGAUCCAAAAUGAAGCUCUUGCUGAAAUUUCUUACUCUAUUACUGACAGAGCACCCCUUAUUCGUGCUUUACAAAUGGCUGUUCAUGUAUUAUACACAACAAAUGGUAUAGUUAGUGGAUCUGCACUAGAAGCCUGCGAAGCGUGUUUGUCCUCUAUGCGAAUAGCUACCACACAGGGCGAUGCCUGUAACUAUGAGAACUUCGGUAAAACCAUGAUGGCCGACCUAGCAUCGCUCGUGGGGCCCGUGCUCGCGGCAAACAACGUACCGGACUCGGUGAAUGAGGAGCUGGUGUGUGCAAUGGUGACUUGCUGCGUGUCAGUGUGCGAGACACACUCGGGAACGGUGGUGAAAGCCAUCAAUGCCGACGGCGAGAACAGUGCAGUUCUGCCACUCCUUCGUCUGCUUCUGGAGGCUCAGGGGGCGCCAGGAUAUUACCCACUUCACGAGACCAGAUCGAAUUUGCUAUUCAGCCUCUGGUACAUUUUACAGGACGAUCUCCUCGGAAGAUCCGACUCGGAAAGUGCUGAAAAAUUGAAACCAAUAUGGAAAGAAGUGUUUUCGCAGCUUCUAAUGGCCUUCAUCACCAAGUCAGAAAUGCCGCCCGAGUCUGAUCUGUCGCGGGACGAUCAGGAACUUCUGCGGUGCUAUCGGCAGGACAUUGGAGAUGCGGUUAUGUAUUGCUUCAUGGUGAUAGGCGAUAUGUGCUGGGACAUAGUGGCCACCGUCAUGGAGACGGCCCAGAAGGAGUCGCGCCGCGAAGCCGCCCUACACGUCCUCAGUUCGUUGGCGGACGUCGCGCAGAACGAUAAAGCGCCGGCAGCUUUGCCCGGUCUUUUGCGACGCGCUUUACAAGUCGUCGCCGAAACUCAAGACAAACGAACUCUAGAGACGGCUUUGGAGUGUAUCGGUACGCACGCGACGUGGAUCAAUCUAAUCGAGGAGACGUGCGACGGAUACAAAGGCCUGGGCGUGCAGUGCGUGCGCGCGGCGGGUGCGGCCCUAGGCCGCUGUCCGAUGCCCGCGGCUCUGGCCCUUCGCCGCCUCACCACAGAGUGCAGCGACGCCGCUUCCUUACUGGUACAGGACAUCGUGCAUGCCGCUAUGAGCGCCGAAAGUGUGUCGUACCCGUGGGUGCGUCGUCAGCUGACGUCGGCGGCGGGAGGUGCCCUGGCCUCGUGCGAACACUCGGUCUCUUCUCCGCUUCUACUGCAACUCACGGAACAUAUCGCACAACAGAUCUCCUCACAGGCGCCAGCGGGCGGUAGCGUAUCAGCGCAAUGUGCGGCGGCUCUUAUGAGCGCGCUGUCGCGGCAGCCGCAGCUCGCCGCCGAGAUGUUCCGAGGGCUUCUACCCUCGCUCACUGUGCUGACCACUAAUCCCGCCCUGGUUGACCCUCUGUUCCAAAUCCUCAACAACACGGUGUCGGCUCUGAUGGCCGAAUGCGAGCCUUUCCUGGACGAGAUCUCCCAACUCACCGCUACCGCCUUUCAAUUGCACCCUUCCGCUUCGGGAUUCGGACUAGUUGUAUUUGUAAUACAAAUGGUCGGCCCGGAGUGUGAGAAAGCGAACCGACUGCUUAACGGAUGCCUGCGGAGGCUCGUGCAGUACCUGACCUCGGAGGAGGCUAAGGGAGCCCGACCCGACCUCUUCGAAGCCCUAUUCCACGGCCUCUACACCCUAACCAGGAAGAAGACGCAUCAUCUCGAGUGGAUUGACAGUUUGAUGCCGGAAUUGAUGAGUUUGGCAUUUCGUGCGUUAGUCGUGCCGGAAACGCGCGCUUUUCGAACGGCGUGCGUUUGGAUCGGUUCGUUGGCGACGCAGCGCGUCCAAGCGUUGAGCCAUUUCGCGCCUAACGUCAUGCGAGCCUUAAUACUCGCCAUCAGUUGCGAAGGACCGAGGGGCCAACUGGAGGCGAUCACGGUGUUAGUGAUGGCCAUCAAUCGAGUGGCCUCCAGCCCACACGAGUUCAAGGAAUGGCUCCGAAGGCCCCUCGCAGAGCUUAACUUCCCUUCGCCUCACGUCUCGCCCGGUGAUAAGGAAAAGUUCGUGGAAUCUGUCAUCAGAGAAAUAAGCAAUAAGCGACGUGUGCUGUAUGCGAUGCGAGAGUUUUCUCUCGCGUGCCGCGGUCUCGCCGCCACCGAGUACGGGAAACAGUGCAUCGCCUCCAAGCAGUUGGUGGCUUGA
This is a messenger RNA of Pieris macdunnoughi, 2820 nucleotides long. Lineage: Eukaryota; Metazoa; Arthropoda; Insecta; Lepidoptera; Pieridae. The record is from the annotation of a GenBank genome assembly.